This is a messenger RNA of Trichophyton verrucosum HKI 0517, 1008 nucleotides long. RefSeq lists its product as uncharacterized. NCBI's taxonomy places the organism in Eukaryota, Fungi, Ascomycota, Eurotiomycetes, Onygenales, Arthrodermataceae. The coding region runs from base 1 to 1008 and encodes 335 amino acids. The transcript has 3 exons. The record is from RefSeq and is a predicted model, not a curated record. Gene Ontology annotation, molecular function: monooxygenase activity; iron ion binding; oxidoreductase activity, acting on paired donors, with incorporation or reduction of molecular oxygen.
AUGAAUGAGGAGGCCCAGUUCUGGCUGGCGCAGCGGAUACCGAUCGACAAGCCCUCAUCCGCAGUUCUGGGCCACAACACUCUCCUCGGCGUCGUUGCAGGAAUCUCUUCGCGAGUCCUGGUUGGUCUGCCCAUGGGCAGGGACCAGGACUGGCUCCGAACCGUUGUGGGCUACACGAUAGAUGUCAUGCAAGCAUCGGCAGGCCUGCGGCCGUAUCCAACUCUGCUGCGCCCGCUCGUUGCGCCGUGGCUGGGAUGCAUCAAAAGACUCCAGCGACACUUGGACACGGCCCAUCGCUGCUUCGGCGACGUCUUCGCCCAGAGACUGGCUGAUCCAUCCAGGACAGAGGGAGAGCAGAAUGUGAUCCAGUGGAUGGCUGAGGCUGCCACCGGCGACGACAGAAACCCCGAAGUGCUCGUCAAGAAGCUGUUGUUCAUCACGCUCGCUGCCGUGCAUACGAGCACCAUGGCUGCGACCCAUGCGCUGUUCGACCUCUGCGUCAUGCCAGAGUACAUGCCCCUGUUGCGCAAGGAGCUGGACGAGGUCAUUGCCAAACACGGCUGGACCCUGGCUGCGAUCAAUAACAUGCCGGUGCUUGAUAGCUUUCUCAAGGAGUCCCAGCGCAUCAACCAUCCCGGGCUGCGCAGUUUCAUCUCGAUGGCAACCAGCUCGAUCGCCCGAGACCCGGAGCACUACCCAGAACCGGAGCGCUUCGACGGCCUGCGGUUCUACAACAUGCGUAAGGCGUCCAAUGGCGAUUCCAGCAAGCGUCAUCAGUUCGUGAGUACGGGGCCGGAGAACCUGGCCUUUGGCUUUGGCAAGUUUGCGUGUCCGGGGCGUUUCUUCGCCGCAGCUCAGAUCAAGGUGAUAAUUGCCACCAUCAUCUUGAGGUACGACGUCUCCUUUCCCGAUGGCCAGAAGACACGGCCGCGGAAUACUUUUGUAGGAGAAUCCAUCGGCCCAGACCGCAGGCAAGUAAUUGUGUUUCGGCGUCGAAGCGACGUUUAA